Fraxinus pennsylvanica is the source of this 1116-nucleotide messenger RNA. The record is from the annotation of a GenBank genome assembly. NCBI's taxonomy places the organism in Eukaryota, Viridiplantae, Streptophyta, Magnoliopsida, Lamiales, Oleaceae.
AUGGCACAUGGCGAAUUAGAGUCUAUUGCCUAUGCUAAGAGGAAGAAAGAGGUGACCAUGAUUGCCAGCAUUCUUAUAUCAGCAAUUCUCGGGAUGACUGUUUGGUGUGUCGUUAGCUGGUAUAUAUUCAAUUUUAAGGUUGCCAAGAGGCAAGCUCAAUUAGAAAACAUGAUUUACAUAGAACCUGCAGGAGGUGGGGAGGAUGAUCAAGAUGUAACAUUAUUUAAUAUAAGCGCGAUUUCUGCUGCUACAAAUAAUUUCUCCCUGGAUAAUCAGAUUGGACAAGGAGGUUUCGGUCCUGUUUAUCAGGGUCAAUUUCCAGAUGGACAGAAUAUUGCUGUAAAGAGGCUAUCACAGAAUUCGUAUCAAGGGAUCCAAGAAUUUAAGAAUGAAGUCACGUUGAUUGCACAACUUCAGCAUCGAAACCUUGUUAAACUUUUGGGAUGCUGCAUUCAAGGAGAAGAAAGAAUGCUAGUCUAUGAGUACAUGCCUAAUAAGAGUGUUGACCAAUUUAUAUUCGAUGAAGCCAGGAAGAUAUUACUGCCUUGGGAGAAGCGCUUUGAUAACGAGAUGAAUCCCAAAAUAUCUGACUUUGGUCUAGCAAGGAUUUUCGAAAAUGAGAGAGAGGAAACUACUAGGAGAGUGAUUGGAACACAUGGUUACAUGUCACCAGAGUAUGUGAUGGAUGGCCACUACUCGAUGAAGUCAGAUGUGUACAGUUUUGGUGUUUUAGCAAUAGAGAUUAUAAGUGGCCAAAGGAAUUGGGGUUUCCAUCAUCCGGAUCAUGAGCAUAAUCUUCUUGGUCAUGCAUGGGCAUUGUGGAAAGAGGGACGCGCUUUGGAACUGAUGGAUCCAUUUUUAGAAGAGUCAUCUAAUGAGACUAAAAUUUCUCGAUGCAUCCAAGUUGGCCUGUUGUGUGUCCAGCAUCGGGCCGAAGGAAGGCCAACAAUGUCUGAAGUGGUUUCCAUGCUACAGGACGAGCAUGGAAUAUUAGCUGAACCUGGAGAACCAGGAUUCUUUAGAAUAAGGUCUUUCAGGUGGACUGUUCCUGCGUCAUGGGACUUAAAUGACAGUGUCAAUGGUUUGACAGUAACAACUUUAACAGGUAGACUAUAA